AGAGAGCUCGAUGGAUAUCGCGAGACCUGGGCUGUUUUGGUUUUCCCCGCCUUCCUCAGGAGGCGGAAGUAGCUUCUCAGUCUCUUUUCUUCCGCGGUGGCUCUGAGGUCAAAAUGAAGUUCAAUCCCUUUGUGACAUCUGACCGGAGCAAGAACCGCAAGAGGCAUUUCAAUGCCCCUUCCCACAUACGGAGGAAGAUUAUGUCUUCUCCUCUUUCGAAGGAGCUGAGGCAGAAGUACAAUGUCCGCUCCAUGCCCAUUCGAAAAGAUGAUGAAGUCCAGGUAGUUCGAGGACACUACAAAGGACAGCAGAUUGGCAAGGUAGUCCAGGUUUACAGAAAGAAGUAUGUGAUCUACAUUGAGCGUGUGCAGCGGGAGAAGGCUAAUGGCACAACUGUCCAUGUGGGCAUUCAUCCCAGCAAGGUGGUUAUCACAAGGCUAAAACUGGACAAAGAUCGCAAAAAGAUCCUUGAACGGAAAGCCAAAUCUCGCCAAGUAGGAAAGGAAAAAGGGCAAAUAUAAGGAAGAAACAAUUGAGAAAAUGCAAGAGUAAAAAUUACAGACUGUAAUUAAAUUGCUAGAAUGGACAAA
Messenger RNA from Dromiciops gliroides (monito del monte), 590 nucleotides. It is a transcript of the gene RPL26, whose product is annotated as ribosomal protein L26. Lineage: Eukaryota; Metazoa; Chordata; Mammalia; Microbiotheria; Microbiotheriidae. The coding region runs from base 114 to 521 and encodes 135 amino acids. Gene Ontology annotation, cellular component: cytosolic large ribosomal subunit; ribosome. The transcript has 4 exons. Gene Ontology annotation, biological process: cytoplasmic translation; ribosomal large subunit biogenesis. Gene Ontology annotation, molecular function: structural constituent of ribosome; RNA binding. The record is from RefSeq and is a predicted model, not a curated record.